GUUUGGGGUGGAGAGUGGGAGUGGGGUGGGGUACAUAGGUUAGUAGUUAGCAGCAAAUUCCUGAACACAGCUGAAUCCAUGGCCGUCACAAAAUCUAUGGCACGCUUGAAUUUCUGCCGCUAUUUCCUCAGUUCAUUCUCUUCUCAGAGCAAAUUUAGAUUCUUCAGCUCUGUUUCAACCUCUGAGAUCGCUGCCGCCGGAGGAGGCGGCGGCAGUGACGGCGACGGUGAAGGUGAAGGUGAAAAUGGGGGACCCAUUUGCCGAACUGAGGUGUUAUCUGAAGAAGAAGCUCAAAUAGCUGAAAAGAUUCAUUCUUUAAUCAAAGAUCAUCACCGGAAAAACCCUACAGCUACUCCUACUUCCAUUCCCUUAAACCCUAACAUCACUUUCCCAACUCUCUCCUUCGAUUUUUCUAGUAUCUCCGAUAACCGGUCCAUUUCCCCGCCGGUCGUCAGCCGGGUUAUCGAGAAAUGCGGGUCGGUUCGUCAUGGCAUCCCAUUUUCACAGGCUCUAGCUUUCUUCAAUUGGGCUGCAGUUCGUGAUUCGUGUGGAUCUUUCUUAAACCCUGAGCCUUACAAUGAAAUGAUUGAUCUUGCUGGAAAGGUACGUCAAUUUGAUGUUGCUUGGCAUUUGAUUGAUUCAAUGAAGCUGAAAAAUAUCAAAAUACCAAUUGAAACUUUUUCGAUUUUGAUUCGUCGUUAUGUUCGUGCUGGUCUUGCUUCUGAAGCUGUUCAUACGUUUAAUCGAAUGGAGGAUUAUGAUUGUAAGCCAGAUAGGAAUGCUUUUUCUAUAGUUAUAGGGAUUUUGUGUAAGAAAAGAAGGGCAGCUGAAGCACAAUCAUUUUUCGAUAGCUUGAAGGAUAAAUUCGAGGCUGAUGUUGUGUUAUACACUAGUUUGGUUCAUGGUUGGUGUCGAGCAGGUAAUAUAUCCGAAGCAGAAAGGAUUUUUCGAGAUAUGAAGGAUGCAGGGGUCCAGCCUAAUGUGUAUACUUAUUCUAUUGUGAUUGAUGCAUUGUGUAGGUCGGGGCAAACUACUCGUGCCUAUGAUGUUUUUUCGGAGAUGAUUGAUGUUGGUUGUCAACCUAAUGCUAUUACGUUUAAUAACCUUAUGCGUGUCCAUGUAAAGGCAGGGAGAACAGAGAAGGUACUCCAGGUGUAUAAUCAGAUGAAGAGAUUAUCAUGCUCUCCUGAUGUUAUCACGUAUAACUUUUUGAUCGAUGCUCAUUGUAGGGAUGAGAAUCGCGAUGAAGCUCUUAAGGUGGUUAACGUUAUGGCUAAGAAACGAUGUGAACCAAAUGCUUCUACUUUUAACCCUAUUUUUAGGUGCAUUGCCAAGGCUCGUGAUGUAAAUGCUGCUCAUCGAUUGUAUGCCAAGAUGAAGGAGUUGAACUGUAAGCCUAAUACAGUGACGUGCAAUAUAUUGAUGAAGAUGUUUGUGGAAUCAAAAUCUACUGACAUGGUUAUCAAGCUCAGAAAAGAAAUGGACGAGAAUGAAGUAGAGCCUAACGUGAACACUUUCAAGAUUCUGAUUUCCAUGUACUGUGGGAUGGGACAUUGGAAUAAUGCUUAUAAGUAUUUCAGAGAAAUGAUCGAGGAGAAGUGCUUGAGACCAAGUGAGUCGGUUUAUGACAUGGUUCUAAAACAAUUAAGGAAGGCAGGGCAACUAAGGAAACACGAAGAAUUGGUAGAGAAGAUGGUUGAUCGGGGAUUUGCUACUCGUUCUGUGUAAAAGGCAUUUGGAAUGUAGAACAUAUCAAAGCUUGGAGGAGAGAAGCCUUUUUCGAUCUUGUAUUGGGGGCAUUCGGGGUGGUCAUCUGAAUCGCUAGCCGCGGCAACGAUCUAAACGACUGCAGCCUCUGUGAUAAUGAUUAGCUGGAGUUUUUGUUUUCUUAGCUCCAACACUAAGAUUUAGUGGAAGUUUUAUGUAUUUUUUGCUGCCUGAAACCUCUGCAGAGCUUGAAAAUGCGACAAGUAAAAUGAAGCAAACAGAAAUAACAACGUUAAUGUUUUUGUUUCCACUUGUUGAAGCCAUUUCUUGGUUAUGUUUUUUUUUUGUGUGGAUAUUAGAGACUAAAAAUUCGUUAAUAUUUA
Solanum tuberosum (potato) is the source of this 2090-nucleotide messenger RNA. Its product is annotated as pentatricopeptide repeat-containing protein At1g20300, mitochondrial-like. Bases 79 to 1728 code for a protein of 549 amino acids. The transcript has 2 exons. Lineage: Eukaryota; Viridiplantae; Streptophyta; Magnoliopsida; Solanales; Solanaceae. The record is from RefSeq and is a predicted model, not a curated record. Gene Ontology annotation, molecular function: protein binding.